UCUGUUCCACAGACUGCAGUGUCAGCAUUUAAAUGAAUUUGUGGCUAGUGACAAGUCAAAGUAAGAACAGAGUAGGCUGGUAUUGGAACAUCAUUCUGCACAUGUUGAACUCUACACUGUUCUCAUUAUCACACAACCGAUUAGUGCAAGUGUGCCGAUGAGGAAAAUCUGGCCCCCUCCUAAAUCUAUCAGAUGUUCAGAGUGUUGUCACUGGGAAAUGACAUCAGUACACAAACCCACAGCGCUGCAUAUGCAUGUAAAUGCUGCAUCUGUGGACACGGCGUUCGUUCCGUAAGGGAGGGAUGCGCCACCGGCCAAACAAAUUGCCUGAAACGGAUCAGCUCGCUGUGUUUUGAAGUCAGGAUGUCACAGCCGUGUGCGUCACAGGAAGCUGCAGCAGGGUGACACACAUAGAGGCUAAGUAAGAGACCUCCUCUCAGUCUCCGUCAGCCCAGCGAUAAACAGCUGCAAAAACAGAGCAGAGCUUGGUGGGGAAGGAAGCGGAGGACGGAGCUGGUCUGCAGGCCUGACCGGGGAGCUGGGCUCAUUCAUCACAGGCCACACUUGUGAGCACACUGAAGACAGAGAAGCAGUAUUAGAAAAUAAGAUCUGGAAUUUACUUCAAGAAUCUGUUAAACUAUCUGUGCGGAAUACUCCAAAACAAGCAUUGAAGGAGGACCAACAGUUCAGGUUGUUAAAAGAAAUGGGGACCUGCUUCACCAGAUGUCAUUCCAACCUGACAGUCCUUGAAAACCCACCUGAUUCCGAGUUACCAGAACUCCAGGAAAGUGUCACUGUGGCGCUCUGCAACUACCCCACAUUUGAAGACACGGAACUGACCAUGCACAUGGGGGAGAAAUUAACCGUCGUAUCAGAUGACGGAGAUUUCAUGAUGGUGAGAUCGAGCACAACAGGUCGUCAGAGCUACAUUCCCACCAACUAUACGGCCAAGGUGGCACACAGGUGGCUGUUCACAGGCAUCCAAAGGUACAAAGCCGAGGAGCUGCUCCUGCAUCCCAACAACCGGAUGGGAGCCUUCCUGAUCCGGGAGUCUGAGACAAGCAGAGACUGCCACUCGCUAUCCAUUCUGUGGAGAACCGACCUGUCAGACCGGAACCCUGUCAAGCACUACCGCAUCACUCACCUCCGGAACGGCUGGGUCUACAUAUCCCCAAGACUGACAUUCCGCUCCCUCCAUCACCUCGUCCAACACUAUUCAGAGAGUGGAGACGGGUUGUGCUGCCGGCUGACAGGACCCUGCUUCAUCCAGGGUUUAGACAACCCCCGAGAGGCAAGGGCUGUCCCCAUUACAGUCAGGAGGCCUACUGUCAACUGGAAGGAAAUUAGCAGGUCGGUCAUACUCAAGAGGAAGAGAACUGAGUCUGACAACUCUCUGGUCAGCGAGGGGCUGAGGGAGGCCAUCAGCUCCUACCUGCAAAUGACACAGGGAAACGACCACAGCUGGGACACCUGAGAGAAUAAGGCCGGCCGCCGGCGUGGAAGAAGUGGAACUGACUGCAGAGCUAAACCUGCCCCGUGUCGGGCGCAACAUGAGCCAGCCCCCACAGCCUGACUGCUCUUGUCUUUGUGGACUGUCCCGGAAUAACAGGGAAGCUGAGACACUACAUUUGCCAGGAGAUGUGUCUCUGUUAACUGAAUGUAUGGAGCUUCCUAAAUGAGAGGCUAAGUGAAAAAACUAGACGUCAAAGACAUUUUCCCUUGGCUUGAAACAUUGAAUACUUCGCUUAAUUUAUAAAACUAUUGCAAAAGCAAAAAUUGUAUUGAAUAUUGUUUUUUCAAUAUUAUUGUUAUAUGACUGUGGACAUGGAUGUGACGUUGUAACCCGAUAAACUUUGCUAGCUAUGUGAUGCAUAACAAAAUCCAACAGAGCCUGGACUGGGCUUUAUUGGGGCCACUGUUAUUAAAUGUUCCAAUUUUUUUUUAUAUGUGUGUAUAAUUUAUAACCUCGUGUGAAAAGCACAAUUUUGAUAGAUUAUUAUGUGUCAUUAAUAUUUUUUAUGACUGCAAUCAUGAACGUGUUGUUGGAAUCCAAUAAAAUGAGCUGGCUUUGUAAUAAGUGAGCAAACGGA
Molecule: messenger RNA, 2090 nt
Organism: Menidia menidia (Atlantic silverside)
Lineage: Eukaryota; Metazoa; Chordata; Actinopteri; Atheriniformes; Atherinopsidae
Source: the annotation of a GenBank genome assembly